Messenger RNA from Paraphaeosphaeria sporulosa, 9216 nucleotides. RefSeq lists its product as uncharacterized. Gene Ontology annotation, molecular function: glycosyltransferase activity. The record is from RefSeq and is a predicted model, not a curated record. The transcript is spliced from 7 exons. NCBI's taxonomy places the organism in Eukaryota, Fungi, Ascomycota, Dothideomycetes, Pleosporales, Didymosphaeriaceae. Bases 1 to 9216 code for a protein of 3071 amino acids.
AUGCCAAACAUACUCGGCAUCACUGCUUUCAAGUCUGGUGUAGAGGUACACAAGUGGUGGGAAUGGACACUGGUAGCAAUACUCGCUGCGAGCGCUCUGAUCGGAAUCGUUGCACUCAUUUGGAACUCUUACGAUAGCAUCAAGAAGCUCCUCCAGCACGACUCCGACGAUGACCUUCUACCGCAAUCAGUCCAAGAACGUCUGCUAGUACUAUCCCACACGGCGCAUUGCGUCCGGCCAAAGCAGCCUCUUCCCGCUAAACCGUCCUCGUUUGGCGUAUACCUCGGCCUGCUCAGUCUACCUGUCGUACAGGAAGACAAACAGAUACUGGAGUCAUGGGACAUGGUAGUGCUCGACCUGGGCCAACCCGGUGUCUUGGAGGCGAUCAGCGAUGAGAGCAUCGCUCUUGGACCGCACAUCAUUGCGCGACUAGACCUUCUCAAGAUUCUUCCGUUCGUCGCCAAAGACAACGAAAUAGACAUGUUGAAAGCGAUACACCUUGUCUCACUGUUUCUCAGCGGUGCUGUACGGCGGCCCAACGAACGGAGAUAUUGCACAGGCGUCCUCGUUGCCGGUUGGAGGGACCAAAUCUGUAUUCGCAUGCUCAAUGCCCUCGCCAAAUUAUUUCAUGCCUAUGGCCUGGACGUGUACCUCGAAGUGUCCGGGCCCGACUUCCUCAAUGACGUCGCCAAGCUCAACUUCAAGCUCUUCGAUGGCAUGGUAGUCAGGAAUGGUACAAUAAUGGAGAACGGGGAGCGAAGAGACUACUUUGCGAUGGACAAGAUGAAGACGACUACCAAGGCGUUUGUAUCGCAGGCGUGCUUGAGACCUUUUCUCACGAUGAUGUGGGACACAAUUGACGACGAAGCUGAUUUAUCGCACGCUGUCACAAGGAGAGCACACAUGUGGUGUAGCUACCACGGCGCGAUUCCUUAUUUUUCCCGGCGUUGCGCGUUGACCGACAUUGCCGAGGUGCGCUCUUGCGCGGAACCGUUAGCUGCUUUCCAAUGGCUCAAAGAUCGGAGAGUUAUGAACGUGCACGAGAAGUUUCGAACCACUCGUGUUCUCUCGUCCGAAUUCUCGAGCAUUGUUGAUGACUACUUGCCCCUGCAGCCAAUAUUUCCGCUUCUAGGAACCACGAUAUCCGGCUUAGACAUUUCCGAUGAAUCCGAUGGUGAAGAUAAUUCAAGCUCUUCGACCCUUACCGUCCAGUUUCCUGAGAUUGACGAAAACGGUGCUCUUCUUUCCUUCGAGCCGACGUCUCCUGUGUCGACGGGUUUGAAUUGGAGCACUGCCGUGGAAAAACGUGUCGCGAACCCGUUAUCUUGCUCCUUCGCUGGCACCCUCUAUGGAUCUCUAGGGUGCUUUCCGAUCGGUUUCGACGCCACUCAGGCCGACUUUAAUCAUGUCCUUCGGUCACAGCAGCGCCUACGGAAACUCAAUUUGCUGAGCAGAAUGCCUGCUCAAAAGCUGCAUGAGGUCGCGCAGCGGAUCCUCAGUUACAGCACCUCAGUAUGUCGUUACGUCGACCUGGUCCCGACCGCUCGGGAUAAUCUUUCCACUUUCGCAAAUGCACUCUUGCGAACAAACGAUGAAGCCGACGACUACCAUCAAGUACGCGUGUUCACUGGCCUUGACUCCGGUUUUCAUACCCCAUCGGGAAGUCAAUUUUGGGCAGUAUGGGAAGCUGAGCAAAGAACCUUCACUCAAAUUAUAUACUUAUCAAAAUCAGUGCAGGACAUCGCUGGGGCUCUGUUACACACCUACUUGAGCAAAUCGAGCUUUACGAGAUAUCAGUGUUUCCUCUUGGAGUACGGACUAAGCGAGCAUGAGAGUACGACUGGUCAAAUCAAAAAGCUUCCGCGUCGAAUAGAGCAGGAUCUGUCCCUUUUGUCAUCUUCGGAUCUCCUUAUCUACAUGCAGCACCUUCAACACACAGAAUGGGACGAGUCUUGUCCGUUACUUUCGUCAAUACGCAACCACUGCCAGGAACUGCUCAUCGAUGUCCCGACAUAUCGGCAACUCAAAAAACUCAGCAACAUGGAUUACAUCAGCGGAGCGAUAACAGACGAGCAACUUGUGCAUGCUCGUAUCAAAUGGUACCGGCUUUGUCGCCUGCCCUGUCUCGACCGUACUGAGGCAUUGUCGCUCUUUCGACACAUCGACGCGAACUUCCGCAACACGCUAUGGUGGCGCGACCACAACGGUCUCGACACCAUCACAGCCGCGAUUGAAAAGCUGACGGCUCGGGAAGACGUCGAUUCGGUGACGGAUUUCGUUCUGUUCUGCAUCUUCUGCGCAGCCAGAAAAGCCGGAUUCGAAGAGGUUUACAUUGAGGUUUCAGAUCGCAACCCCCUGUUCAACCAGUACUCUGACCAGAGCGCUGCAUUUGCAGAGCUUUUUGCUUUGGGGUCCCGGUGCGAGGCUUACUUCGACAUUAUGCCAAGCGAUAUUGGUAUAUUGCUCUCGAAGAAGCAUCGAGAUUAUUACAACGAGCCUGGGCACCAGCCUCCGAUGUGGAUAUUUAAUGCGCCGUCCUUCGCCUCCGCAUACGCUGCAGCUCAAACAGAUAUCGAUCCUGAUCAGAAAGCCUCAGUCAUGCCAGGCUAUCGUCGCUUCACGUUCCUUAGCGUAUUCGCUAUCCCAGCCCUUGUUGACAUUCUACUCUUGUCUACCACGGGACAUGGACUUUACCUCAGUGCCAAAAUGCUUCCGGAAGAAUCCAAAUAUGCUACAUACGCACUAAUGACUUCGCUGUUACUAUCAGGAGCAAUUGGAACAUGGAUCUCGAUCGGGGGCACCUACUACCUUAUCUCAAUGGCUUUCUCUGCUGCGAACAUGUUCGUUUUGACCCGCCUGAUCGGUGGUCUCGCCUUCACCAUUGCUGCGAGCCUUGUCGGAUUCAUUGUCAUUUCUGCCGUGGAUGGCCCUCGGCUUGGGGCAAUAUACUUUUUCUACUUGGUUGGUCUGACCUCGUAUCUCUCUGUAUUGGCGGUUCUCUCCACGUAUCAGAUACCAGGAUCUUCAUUCCUCAACGGUCGCCGAGUUAUCAUUGCUGUGGUCCCCACACUAAUAAUAUCGCCAAUCAUUACGAUUUGGGUCGAGGGAUACGACAUCAUCAUAUAUCCGUGUAUCCUAUUUGUCUUUGUAUCUUUGCUUUUACUGGGUACACGGCAUGUCGCAACGCAAUGGGUGACAUGGUACCACGAUAUCAAGACACUCAAUGACUCCGAUGUGAAAGACUGGUAUGUGCAGACAAUAUGGCUUACAAUGCGGCGUAGCAAAUAUACUGAUACCAUUUCAGCGAAGCGUUUCAGCAAAGGUCCUCGGACUUCAACGGCUCUGCCCUCAUCACUCGCACAGUCUUCCGAGACCGCGACUGAUCCAUCUGAGCUAUUUCAUGGUCUCAGUGAACCAGCUAUUCUCGCGUUGUGUCGCUCAGAGCUAUACAACGCGGUGAUGAAGGAGAAGAAACGCCAUUUCUGGAGCAGGCCUACUGAAGACGUGUUCGUCAGACAGCUCGCGGAGUGCUGGGAGUCCACUCUCUUCCUACUAGAUUGGUAUUGUCGACUCACCGAUACGAAACGGCCUAUUCCUUAUAGUUCUACCUGGAAUCUUGAGACGCAGGUCGCUCUGGAAAGCAUGCAACAGUCACAGAAAGGCAUACGCCUGCACAACUCAUUCAUUCACUGGCGGAAUGCUGGCGAUGAAGUAGGCUGUGGCAUCCUGUACUUUCUCACGGCGCUGAUGGAUCGCUGGCUUGAUCUACUCAAUGGUGUUCCCAAUUACGGCUUAGGCAUAGCGGGGAACGAAACACUCCGUCUAUCCGUAGGCUUCGGAUUGGCGUAUUACCUCAUCGGUGCCGUGCUUCUCGACUAUAAAGCCCAACAUUUGCAUCAACUGUCGGAGCAGAUGGCGCCAGUGUCGAUCGAAAACAUCUCCCAUAUAAGGAACGCCAAAUCCAAUGAUAUGAAAUUUCGGCGGCAUUUAUACUGGAACACGCUCUGUCACUUCAUCGGUGUGCACGUCUGGGCCUUGGCGGUGAGCGUUGCACUCGUUUGGAUAUUCAACAGCUCUCCCUUUGGCACCGUCAUAUUCUUGGCUUACGUGGGAUCGUACAGCGGGUUGUUGCUGUACCAGUACAACAAGAUCUUUUCCGGCCCACACGCCCUGAUGCCUCUUUUGUCCGCUGUCAUUCUUGGAUUUCUCCUCGGAAGCCUUCUCAGAAAAGCGAACCCAGAUUAUCAAUACAACAACGUCAUUGCCCUAGCCGCAGCAACGUGGACUGCAGCUUUGCUUUCCUUCCGCACAGCCAAACUCGGUCUUCCGGAAGCCUUCGACAUCAAGAUGCUGAUAGCCGAGAAGCUACAAAGGUUCCAACGCCGACCAAAGCUUCCAAACGACUCAUCCGAUUCCGUACAUAUCCGUGGUCUUCCCUCUCGGUAUCGCAUCCACUGGUCAAGCGCAGAGAAGUUCCAUGCCUACAAUGGCACUGGUGUGAAUGCUGAAUGGAGUCAGAGCGAGCUUCAAGCGUUUGUUGGCAAGCUUCGUGCUGCUCCAAAAGAGGAUCGGUAUAGAGUUCUACCGUACGGUCAUCCCGGGGAUCAGGUUACCGCCAUCCUGCUAUCGUGUACCCACGAGUCACUCUCGCGGCUAGCGUUGCAAGCAUAUCCUACAAUGCCGUUCCUUGUCCAGAGGAUCGUUCUUGCGUGGCAAAACGGACUCAUCAAAGUAUUCAUUGUCCCCAUGCAGUCGGUCACGGACGACAAGACCGAUCUUCGAGCCAUUUCGCAAUACUCAGACGGGCGCCUGACUUUAUUCGUCGCUUCCGACUCGAAAGGAACCACAUCGGCAGAGAUGAACAUAAGCAGCAACUCCCACGUGAUUGCCGAAACACUGCUGCACGCAUGCGCUGAAACCAUGUUUGGUAUGCCACAUCAUCAAGCUGAUAUCACCGAGUCAAUGCUAGUGUGUCGACCUGUAGGGGACGAACCGUACACCGUCUCCGAAUGCAGCAAACGCUCGAUGCCUUCCAAGUCGGACGGCCCCGAAGCCAUGGCGUUCGAGACCCUAUGCAGGAAGGAGCUCUUGUGCAACCUUUGUCUUGGACACGACCCUGACACGCAAUGGGAUGUUCUGCCUCUCGACAUACGGAGAAUGUUUCUGCGGCGGUGUCUUGGAGCCCGCGGACCAUACACUAACACAGAGAUGUCCUGGAUUCUCUCUAACAUCGAGGCCGAAGAGGCUUGCACAAUCCUCUCGCGACUUGCGAGGUACGAUCUCGGAGCAUUUUUGUCCGUGCACAAGUACAACUACUUCAAAAGCCGUGGCGAUCAAGCGCUCAACGAAAAGGAGUACCGGCAGAUCACUGCGGAUAUCCAAGAGGCUCACCAUCCCAUUCUCAACCGCUCCACAACCAUGAUCUUCAGCGAUUACACUGCACGGAUCAAAGCGCCUUUCGAAUAUGUAUAUCACUCGAUUGGUACCUGGAUUAAGUUCUUUGUACUAGCGACUAUGGCAGACCCGGAGUAUCAACGCGAGUUGAAUUGCGCACUGAGUAGAACACCAAGAUUCAUUGCGAAGCCAGCAACCUUUUUACUAACAGGGAUCUGGAUAUACAGUCGAGCGGCGAUGUCGAUCGCACUUCCAUUUUUCCUCUACCACAAUCGAAAGGAUAUCUCCGAUCUCGCUAGCACUGUUAAAGGUAGCCUGCUGUCACAGAAGAAGGACAGGCUUGUCAUUCGCAGCUACGGAGAGACAGAGACGGCAUUCUUCCAUGCUCUUGAAGGCCAUGGCUUCAAGCUCGUCUUCUACCAAGGCAUUCUGAAGCAAGAGCCUACUUGGGGCCACACACGUGUCUCGGAAUACGGCAAAGACAUGCGCAUAACCAAUCGCAAAGAGUACAAGAAUGGAAAUGUUACGAACGAGUUCACAUACGAGUACCCAGCAAGACCUGUUUCUCGGUUCGGAAGAAUCACAAAGCUCCACAGCGCGAGGCUACCACUCGCACGAAACUGCCUUCAGGGCAGUGAUGACAGUGCCAAAGUGCAGUACAAUACCAAGGGCCACAUUGAGUCCGGAAGCUACAUGCAACAUGGCAAUUUAGUCCGCUUCAAGUAUCAUUACCGGAAGAAUGCGAAGUAUGACGACGAAUUGCUCAGAGCAGAAUUCGUGCUCCCACACAUGUCUGUCAACGUUAGUUGGUGUGCGCCUCCGGUACGUCAUGCAGAGAAGAUGGAGCGAUGGAUUCCGACACCUCGUGUUCAUGAAGCGACCUUUGUGCAGGGGGCCGACGUUUACGAGUGUUCUUGGUUGUACGAUCACAAGUUCCACCCAGUCAUCUCAACCAAGCUCAACGGAGAGACUGUAGACACGCCUGAUAUGAUACGUCAUGAUUGGUUAGGUGUCUUGAAGAAGCCUACGCGUUGCAACUUUAUGGACGAGAAUCCACUCUUGGACUUCAAGGCGCCAACGUCCAGCUUCCUGAGCCGCCUCUUCCGAACCAACAUCAAACGACAAGAGAUCUCGACCUCUCGAGCACGUUCUCAGCUCUGGAAAGCGUGGAAGAAGCGACUUGAUCUUGACGGCGUGGUUGUUCGCUUUGUCGAUGAGGAACUUGUCCGCAAGGCGACGCUUUUGCGGCCUUAUUGGCGCCGGCGUGACCGUGGAAGUCUCAUGAAAGCUGAAGAUUACCUAGCACUGCACGCCGAUGCGAUUAUGGCAAGUGCAGAUCUCACCAGCGACAUCAGUGCCUGGACCCCACUUGCCAUUCGAAUGAGCGACCUCUUUAGCUUUGGACAGGGCGGUGACGCGGUUAUCUUCACGCGCACGAAAACGCUCCAACGAGAUACAGAAAACAACCUUCACGUCAUUGCUGUUGAUACGGGGACCUGGCCUAAUGAGGGUGGUGGCGUUUCUGCUUGUCGUCGCGACUUGAUCAAUAAUCUUCGUACCAUUAAGUGGCACAUGGUGGUUGAGUCUGCCAACGACUUUGGUCUUCCGAAGCACCAGACGGAAGAGAACGUCGAGUCGCUAAAGAUCAUUCCACUUUGGGGCCUUGACUUCCUCCACCCCUCACACGGCAUGUUCACGAACAAGCUGGACAGCGAAGUUGACCAUCUGGUCAAGGACGCAACGAUUAACGACAUCAAAGUGAACUUCAUUCCAACGUUGACUGCGCUGGUCCGUGGGGCGCGCUCGGUCAAUAUGACUGCAGCGGAUGUCAAGCAAGCUACACGAGCGUUGGUCAAUCUCAAUACUUACUUUGAGGAUUCCCGCCAUUGGAAGGAGGUCUGGACAAGCGAGAUUGUCAAAGAUACUUGGAGGAAGUUGUGGCUAGCGGACGAUAUGCCGAACGCGCAGCCACCUUCCGAGUGGUUCCGCACCGAGCUGCCUACGCUUGGGCAUCUCGACACUGCUCUGGAGCUGUGGUUCAGAUAUCUUUUCAUCUUCUCGAUUCCUAUCCCCGAGAAGAUUCCGAGCGUUUUCCAGGCCUCGCAUCACAGCGUGUCAGCAUCCUACGGAAUCGUUUGCAAGCUGAAGAGGAACUGUACCCUUCAGAUCUGGGAUCAUGCCAUCUCCUGGCGUGAGACGAACCUCUACCUUUCCUCCGCUAUGUGUACCUUGCCGCCAUUCAUCCGAAACUCCCUGCUUGGCCUGAUGAAAUUGACCUCGUGUCUGAUUCUGCAUCACGCUGAUCAAAUUCUCCCUUGUGCAGACUUCUUCAAUCCUGGGUGGGAGGUUGAAAUUGGCUCUUCUAAGGGUCAACUGACCCACCGAAACGUCUUCCGACGGAAGGUCGAUCCGAUUGUAAAUGGCAUACCCGAUAUGACGAAGUUCGCUCCUGUGACCGAAAUCAAAACGAAGUCACCCACUGUUACUAUGCUUUCCCACGUGUGGUUUGCAAAAGACAUCAAGAACGCACUCCUUGCCGCCGACAUCAUCUCCAACGAGUGGGGCUUCAAAGACUACAAGCUCGACAUCUAUGGUGCACUGAACAAAUCCCCCGUCUAUUCAUCGGAGUGUCAAGAAAUCCUUGCUUGCAAAGGUCUGGGAGAGAGUUGCACUCUUCGAGGAACGGCAGACCCUGCCAUGGUGCUAGCCAAUAGUUGGCUCUUCCUUAACUCCUCUGUCUCUGAAGGUCUGCCCCUGGCGCUUGGCGAAGCUGCACUGACCGGUGCACCUGUUGUCUGCACAGAUGUCGGUGCUUCGCUACGUGUACUCACGGACCCCGAUGACGGCAAGCGCUAUAGCGAAGUCGUUGCGCCGAACGACGCAUACGGACUUGCACGCGCACAAAUCAACCUCCUCGCUAUGCUCGACGAAUGGGCGCAAUAUGCAGAGGACUCUCCAGACAAACCGGCGCCAAUUCUACCACAUAAGCCAACAGCCCAAGAUGUGGAGAUCAUCACCCGCCGCAUGUACGAGAAGACCGAACAGCGCCGUAAACUCGGUAUGAUGGCCCGCACGAUUGUGCAAAAGUCUUUCGGUGGCGAACGCUACCUCCGUGAACACGAGCAGAUGCUCUGGGUCGGCAAAGCCUGUUACGAAAUGCUCGGGCUCGAGAAGCGCAUUCCUCCUCCACCGAAGCACCCCGGCCGUAUGCUCUCGCUCAAGCGCAAGUCUCGCCAACCUCAGUACACAGACACCGCCUCAAGCAACGUCAUUGACCCCCAACUCGAGAAAAUGCAACACCCCCGGCCUCCGCUCGCACGCCAGUUCUCCGCCGCCACGUCGUUCUCUUCGAUCUACAUCGACGAGCCUGCCAGCCCAUCGGACGCCAUGUACCGCGAAGACUCUUGGGGCCCCGUCACACCGGAUUCGUCCUUCUACCCCAAGUCUAACGCCUCCACCAAUGACUCAAACUUCAAUUACUCUGCGCACAUUCCACCCCCGCCACGCAUGUACGCGCGAACACAAGCGUCAAACCCUUCACCUGCAAGCUCUGCCGUCGCUAUCGGGAAACGGCCUGUGCAGUACGGCUAUGGCUACGGGCAUGCAGGUGGCUUCAAGCAUGUUCCUGCCGCAGUGCCGAGAAUGGAUCCGCGGAGGAGCGCGCUGUUGAGGCAGAGUAUGGUGAGUGGGAGUGCAAGGAGUAGUGUCCGGAUAAGAAGUCAUCUGAACGAGGUUGAGGUGGCGGACUAUCCGAUGGAGGGGUAUGGGAAUGUGGUUGAGGUGAAUGGGGGUGUUGGGGGUGAGCUCGGGGGAAGGAUCUGA